UCUGCGGAUAGAUACGCCCGGAUGGAAAGAGGAAGCUGGGAGCAGGUUGGAGCUUCAGCAGCAGCAUUAGCAGCAGUAGGAGAACGUGGAGGGCUGUUUUCAACUUGGUGCCUAUGAUUCUCCCUUUGUGAGGGGUGUGAGCCUUUCGCUGCUUUUGUGCGCCUCUCUGGGACACAUGGCCUUGAACAGGAGGAGAGAAGUGUUCCAGAAGAAAGUCCUGGAAAAAGUCUUUCCUGCUCCUGUACUUCCCGAUGUCGUUUCUUCAAGCGUAGAGAGCACUGCUCUUCUGAAGGGUGCACUUGCAACUCAGGAAGACCCAAAAAAGGAGACAGCUUUGGAAAAAGAUUCUAGGGUGCAAGAAAAGACAAAUGUGAUUCUACCUUCAAGAAAAAUAUACACUGUGACUCUGCCUCCUGACGAUUAUGUACCAGUUGCUGUUAAUGAAAACAGUAAAGGAUCCUCUGAAAGUGAUGCUGAAGACAGUAGUAAUGGUGCUCCAGAGGAGAAUGACAAAAAGCAACUUCCCAGAAAGCGGCGGAAGAAAAAACGGAAGAACGUUUUUCAAAUGCCUGCUGUUGGACAUGGAAGUCCAGCAAAAUGUGGAGAGCUUGAACACCUGAUUGGAGAUAACUUGCAGCUGCAAUCCAGGGAGGGUCCAAACUUGACUCUAAACCAAAAGAGGAAAAUGAAAAAGAAACGGCGAAAAGAAAAAAUGAGAGCAGCUGGCUUGCUCAGAAAACCAGUUGCUACUGAUUUCACAUAUAUGCCUGAAGAAAAGAGAGAAAGAGAGUUUGAAGUUGCAGAUAAAGCAGAUAACAUUCUGGAUUUUUUGCAAAGCACACAGGAAAUCUAUUUUUCUGACAAGCUAUCAAAAUGUGCAGAGUCAGCUGAGAGCUCCGGAAGCGUCCAUGGGGUUUUAAAGAGCCUUGAAUCUGGCACGCUGUCAUCAUCGGAUAUCACACGUCUACGUCAAAUUAAAUCAUUUGUUCUCCUGCAGAAUGUGGAGGAACUAAAUAUUGCCCUGAAAGACCUCAGCACUCAUUCAGAAAUGCCUCACGAUCAAGUCAUGGCAGUCUCUUCUUUGUUUCGCUACUGGAUUACAGAUAUCCUUUCUGGAAAGAAGGACAGGAAAUGAGCCGAAUGAGAAUCUCCAUCAGUACAGAGGUUGUUGUUUUUUUUAUGUGUCUGGCUGAAUCUGCAAGGGCCAUUUUGGUGCACCCAGAGAUCUCAGACAAAUGGCCUCAGUGAAGUCCAUCCCACUCUGGUUUUCUUCCAAGAGAUUUGGAGUGGCCACAUUACAAGCCAGCAAGUUCCAGCAUUGAUUUAAGAUGUUGGCUACAACAUGGAUCGCAAGAGCUGUGACUUGAACUAGAGAAGUCUGAUGUUCUUUUUUUUCCGCUUAAUUCACUUUGAACAAAGCUCAGAAACUCUUUUGAUUGAUCGCUCCACGGACAAGCUGAGAAACUUCGUAGGCCAACUUACAGGCAGCAGAGAGGAACACACUGUCUGGUGUGCAAAGACAGGAAAACUUGAGAAGAUUGGCCUUCCCUAUCAUAUCUCUGUUGCUGUUUUUUAAAUACUUACUGUAGGAGCAGAAUAAAAGGUGGAUCUUUUUUCCUGUA
Molecule: messenger RNA, 1622 nt
Organism: Crotalus tigris (Tiger rattlesnake)
Lineage: Eukaryota; Metazoa; Chordata; Lepidosauria; Squamata; Viperidae
Gene: ERICH1
Product: glutamate rich 1
Exons: 7
Coding region: 176-1135 (319 amino acids)
Source: RefSeq, a predicted model, not a curated record